Molecule: messenger RNA, 4772 nt
Organism: Anguilla rostrata (American eel)
Lineage: Eukaryota; Metazoa; Chordata; Actinopteri; Anguilliformes; Anguillidae
Gene: trpa1b
Product: transient receptor potential cation channel, subfamily A, member 1b
Exons: 27
Coding region: 54-3362 (1102 amino acids)
Biological process (GO): transmembrane transport; monoatomic ion transport
Cellular component (GO): membrane
Molecular function (GO): monoatomic ion channel activity; protein binding
Source: RefSeq, a predicted model, not a curated record
AUUCUGGAAUUGAAUGAUCAGACAUCAGAGGAAAGGCUCAACUCACUGAGGAAAUGAUAACUCAAAACAGCUGCUAUGAGUGCGUAAUAGAGGACGAUGACACAACCCAGGCGUCCCAAAACGUGCUUGACUGGGCUCGCCAGGACAAUGUGGACCUGCUGGAGAACCUCCUGUACAAGCACCCGGAAUACCUGCGCAUCCGGGACCGCUCCAAUGCGGGCGCUCUGCACCACGCCGCCUCGGGCGGGGGCCUCCGCGUCAUGAGGAUGGUCGUAAUCAUGGCCGGCGCCGAGGAGCUAAGUGCCGCUGACGACGAGGGUAACACCCCGCUCCACUGGGCGGUGCAGAGGAACAACAGAGAGAGCUGCGUGGCCCUCUUGGAACUGGGAGCGGACCCCAACGUCCUGAACAGAGCCGUCCUCUCCCCUCUGCACCUGGCCGUCUGUCUGGGCCACAACGGCCUCGUCACUCUGUUAUUGUCCCACAGCACUACAAACGCAAACCUGGAAGGUGACCUGGGGAAUACUCCUGUGAUGAUGGCUUGCUCCUCUGAUAACUGUGAGGCACUUUGCACACUGCUAGAUCAUGGGGCAAAGAUGUGUCAUCAGAACAAGCUGGGGCAUUUUCCCAUCCAUGCAGCUGCAUUUGCAGGUGCAAAGAAAGCCAUGGAGUGCAUACUGAGCAAGGGGGAGGAGUACGGUCAUUCAGUUGAAGUGCACAUUAAUUACCUGGACAAGUCCAAAAGCAGUCCUCUUCAUCUGGCUGUUCGAGGAGGGAAUAUAGAAACGAUCAAAUUCUGCAUUUCAAAAGGGGCAAGAAUUGAGCAAAAACAGUGCGACAAAUCCACGCCCCUCCACUUCGCUUGUACUCAAGGGGCCAUAGAGGUCGUCAAGCUGAUGAUUUCAGCUUACAACAGAGUGGAGGACAUCAUCAAUAUCACUGACGGCGCUAACCAGACCCCACUUCACAAGGCAACAAUAUUUGAUCAUGUUGAAUUGGUUGAAUACCUCAUAUCACAGGGUGCAGACAUCAACCACAUUGACUGCAAAGGUCACACCCCGCUGCUUCUUGCUACAAGCUGUGGAGCAUGGAGAUCCGUGGAAGCUUUGUUGUCAAGAGGAGCAAAUAUCCAGAUAAAGGACAAAGCAGGUCGCAACUUCCUCCACCUCGCUGUUUUGCAGCCAAAAGGUCUGAAAAAUCUUCCAGAGAAUGUUCUAGAGCUCGACAGCGUCCGGGAGCUCCUGAGCGACGAGGACUGGGACGGCUGCACCCCGCUCCACUACGCCUGCAGAAUGGGGAUCGCCGCUUCGGUCCAAAACAUGCUAGGCCUCAAAGUGUCGCCGGGCCGAAAAUCCAAGGAUAAGAAAUCUGCCCUCCAUUUUGCAGCUCAAUUCGGACGCAUAAACACAUGCGAAAGACUGCUGGAGUCGAUGAGUGUCUCCAAGCUGCUGAAUGAAGGGGAUGAGAACGGCAUGACCCCGCUGCACCUAGCGUCCCAGGGCGGGCACACAAAAGUUGUGGAUCUGCUGCUCAGGAAAGGAGCUCUAUACAGCAGUGAUUAUAAAGGGUGGACGAGUUUACACCAUGCUGCGGCUGAAGGAUAUACUCAGACCAUGAAAAUCCUCUUGAAUGCGAACAUAAAAUUACUUGACAAAACUGACGAGGAAGGGAACACAGCUCUGCAUGUGGCUGCAAAAGAAGGACACACAACCGCUGUGAGACUGCUACUGAGCAGAGGAGCUGAAUUUACACUCAACAACAAUGACUCAUCCUUCCUACACGAAGCAGUGCAUCAUGGGAGGAAGGGUGUAGCUAACGCUGCCAUUGAAAGCGAAAGAUGUAACGAAGCCGUAUCGGCAUUUAAACCUGGCUCCACAAAGCGUUGUGUUGUUAUGGACAUGAUUGAGUUUCUCCCAGAAUCAUUUAAGUAUCUUUUGGACCUAUGCGUGAAAGAAUCAGACCAAGAUCCUAACAGUCAUGAAUACUGGAUUGAAUAUGAUUUCCGGUAUCUUCAGGCUCCAAUAAUAGUUAUGAAAUAUGCAAAAACAAACAGUGCUGUCAGUAUUCAACCUCUUGCAGCACUGAAUGCAAUGGCCCAGUAUAACCGUGUUGAGCUUUUGACUCACCCAGUCUGCAAAAAAUAUUUAGAAAUGAAAUGGCAUGCUUAUGGGAGCAAAGCUCACAUCCUGAACCUGGCUGUCUACUCUCUGGGUCUGCUGCCUCUGUCCUUCCUCAUCGUCAAUAUGAGACCCUCCUGGCCCACCAACAGCACAUCUGUCUACACAGUGGAUGCAAACUCAGAUAAGCGUGGGUAUUUUAACACAAUCUGCAUGUUCCUGGUCUUGGCCAUGAAUGUGUAUGCAGUUGGAAAGGAGAUUUUGCAGAUAGUGCAGCAGCGCUCAAAUUACUUCAGAGACAUCUCGAAUUGUUUGGACUGGCUGUCUGCGACAUUUUCCAUUCUCUUCGUGAUCCCUCUGUUGCUGAAUGUAGACGGAACCCUGCACUGGCAAGCGGGUGCUUACGCAGUUACAGUUUCUUGGAUUAACUUUCUACUCUAUCUGCAAAGGUUUGAGCACUUUGGAAUUUACGUGGUGAUGUUCGGAGAGAUCAUGCGGACCCUUGUCAGCAUCAUUACGAUUUUCUUCUUCCUGAUGCUGGCAUUUGCGUUGGGCUUUCAUGCUCUCAUGAUUGAACAGGAAAAGUUUGGCCGACUGGACAUCUCAUUGAUGCAGACUUUUGUCAUGAUGGUCGGGGAGUUAAAUUAUCAAGAGAAUUUCCUUAAUCCCUACCUAAAUCAUUCACUUCCUUUCCCUUAUUUAACAUACUUCAUGUUAGUUUGGUUCAUCCUUCUCAUGCCAAUUCUUCUCAUGAACUUGCUGAUUGGUUUAGCCGUCGGCGACAUUGCUGAGGUGCAGAAGAAUGCUACUCUAAAGAGGAUUGCAAUGCAGAUUGACCUUCAUACUAGUCUGGAAGAGAAGCUGCCGUACUGGUUCAUAAAGAGGGUGGACCAGUCCAAGAUAACAGAAUACCCGAACAGAAAGUGCAAAUCAAAGGCCUACUUCCUCUGUUUCUUUCUCGGCUGGGAGGAAAAGAGAACGGUCCGUACCCAUCUGAAGUCUGACAGUGGUCUGCUGACUCCAGUGGAAUAUGAGCUGAAAAAUCAGAAGUGCAGAUUAAAGGAAAUGGCCAGUGUCCUGGAGAAGCAGUACAAUCUUUUGAAGCUGAUCAUUCAGAAAAUGGAGAUCGUUACCGAGGCAGAUGACCAAGAUGGCCCGGAGCUGGCGCAGAGCCACUUUGAGGGGAGACUGGCCAAGAGGAGCAAGUGGAUUCCACUGGUGAAGGCGGUGGUGAAAAAGGAAUAAAGUCAGAGCACAUCUCACAGGACUGACCUGGUUCCCCAUUCCACAGCGUACCCUGUACAUACAGCCAUGAAAGGCAUCAGCUUCCCUGCUGGUUGUGCUUGUCAAAUGUCUGUGUGAACGGCCCAUUUUCUGCAGUUGCAAUGGACGUGUCCUCUCUGCUGCCGUGUUUGUGCUUUACGUGCUGUGCGCUCGCUUCCAGGUUACUCCCACUGAGCGUCUUGCGUUAUCUUUAGCACGGGGUGCAAAAUGUAGAGCAUAUGCUCUACAGAGUUGGAGAGCAUGUACAUUUUUAAUUGCUUUUUUUUUUUAGAAACACCUAGAAAGUUCUUAGCCACGGUUGGAAUUACAGAGUGCUUUGUUCCGUAGGAAGGAUGUGUUUUUAUUUGUAAAUCCAUAGACAAUUUGGUUCAAGCAGACCAAGGGAAGUUCCAAGACAAGUAAAAAAGGAAGAUGAAAAAGAAGGUUUGGAUGCUGUCACUAGAGGCCAUUAGUGGCACUUUCCUUCUGUAGCAGCAGAAGGGACAGAGCCCCUCCUUGCAAAUGCACUUAGGGUGCACUAAUGUUUUCAAGAACCAUGAAAGCCAAUUUAUAAUUUAUGUGCUAAGUGGAAUUGCUGACUGCAGACAAGCAAAGAAAAUGAAAAGUCUACCAUAUAUAGGCACAUCUGUAACCAUUUGUCUCAUACACAAUAUUAUAUAUAUACAAUACAAUACACAUUUACGACUAUAACAAGCAGCCUUGAUUAUGUGAUUUGGGGUGAUGUAGAUCACAAGACCUGCAUAUCAUAAGCUUUAAUUAAUUUAUUUAUUUAUGAAUUUAUAUAUUAAUCUAUUUUCAGAUUUGAAACUUUUUCCAUCACAUUUUUCAUUUUUGAUUGAAAUUCGAAACACAGAGCUUAGUUUUCAAAAUGGUCCAGGGCCACACCUGUCUUGUGGUCUCUGUUCAGCAGUUCUGAUUCACAUUCUGGUGUGAUUACAAUGCUAGACAUUUCACAUAUGCCUCCUGUUAAACCAAACCAGCCUUCUAUUCAAAUUGUUAAAUUGAACACGGCAUUUUCCGCUCAAAAACCUCCCAUGGGAAAUAGCUACACAAUGUGUCUUACAUGUUUGCACCUUCAACCUGUUUGAGUUACUGUUACCUGUUUCUGAUUUCUGUAACACCUGCUUAGAUUACAUUUUUUUUUUACACAAGGUUAUCAUAAUCAUUAACGUAUUGUUUGAAUACAGUACAUCCCAUUACAUAUUUUUGUGUGCUGACAUUUAUAAUCUUACUGCUUCUCAUGAAAAGUACAUUUGUGUAUUCAUGGUAUACUCUCUGCCAGUGAAGUAGCAUGCAAUAUUACCAGAUACUCUAAGGUAAUGUAUUUUAUAAACUUGGCUGUUCAUUAAAAACUUAUCAAUUUGACAAACA